This is a messenger RNA of Peromyscus eremicus (cactus mouse), 852 nucleotides long. RefSeq names its product cysteine rich protein 1 (gene Crip1). Gene Ontology annotation, biological process: intrinsic apoptotic signaling pathway in response to DNA damage; regulation of gene expression. NCBI's taxonomy places the organism in Eukaryota, Metazoa, Chordata, Mammalia, Rodentia, Cricetidae. The coding region runs from base 488 to 721 and encodes 77 amino acids. The transcript has 7 exons. The record is from RefSeq and is a predicted model, not a curated record. Gene Ontology annotation, molecular function: zinc ion binding.
GCUUCCGAAGCACCCAAGAUGGAGGAGAGAAUGGAAGUCUUUGUCUCCGGCGUCCGCCCUUCUCUGGGAGAGUGCUCUGAGCUUCUCUCUCCCAAACGAACACCUAGACUGGGAGAUGGCUCUAGACGCCAUCUGACCACCUCGCCUCGUUCCAAAUUCUGCCAGCUGAGUCCAGGACAUCACAAGGAGCCUCACAGCCCAGGCUACUCUGCACAGUUUAGCUGUGUUCCAGGAGUUCCCGUGACACACUCCACCAACCACGCACCACCCACCUUUCUAGCCUUGCUUCCCUCUCCAACCACGGCCCCCCAGCCCCUCUCUGGACCCCUACUGGGUCUCACCGUAGAGACUAGAUCGGCCUCACCAGUUUUAGCAGGACAGGCAAUCCCCCCACGCCCGGCGGCUUUAUCUGAACUUCAGAAAUUUCUUGUGCCCACCCCGGCUCCUGCAAGCUCUCGCAGCCGCUUGUGCAGGACCAAGUUCCGCCAUGCCGAAGUGCCCCAAGUGCGACAAGGAGGUGUAUUUCGCUGAGCGAGUGACGUCCCUAGGCAAGGACUGGCAUCGGCCCUGCCUGAAGUGUGAGAAAUGUGGGAAGACACUGACCUCCGGGGGCCAUGCCGAGCAUGAAGGCAAGCCCUACUGCAACCAUCCCUGCUACUCAGCCAUGUUUGGGCCCAAAGGCUUUGGGCGAGGUGGAGCUGAGAGCCACACUUUCAAGUAGACCCAGGUUGUGGAAACCCUCCCUACCCGCCCAGGCACAUGCCAGGCCUUAACCCUAGACAGCAGGGGCUCUCAGUAGCCCUUCAUGCCCUUAAUAAACCUGAUCUUUUGGAAGACCUGUGUGCUUGUCUA